Capra hircus (goat) is the source of this 2414-nucleotide messenger RNA. RefSeq names its product TRAF3 interacting protein 3 (gene TRAF3IP3). The record is from RefSeq and is a predicted model, not a curated record. Lineage: Eukaryota; Metazoa; Chordata; Mammalia; Artiodactyla; Bovidae. The transcript is spliced from 16 exons. Bases 575 to 2233 code for a protein of 552 amino acids.
UAUCAAUCCCACUUUGUCAAUUCGUCCCACGCUCUCCUUUCCACACUGUGUCCAUAGGUUGUUCUUUAUGUCUGUGUCUCUCUUCUAGCCCUGCAAGUUGCAAGGUUUGUAUCUGACCCAGAGAUUCAUCUUUGUCUAAUCCUGGAAAGGGAAUUUUGAUGUGAAACAGUCCGAGAGUUCAGACCAAUCAAAUAAGAAGAGAAAGGGCGGUUGGGGUGCCCGCCGGUGGGAGGAGCUCCUGAGCUCGGCCCUGGAGGCCUCAAGGGUUUAGGGGCCCCUCUGAUCGUGCCAGAGAGCAAGAGAGAGGAACUGGGGUGAGCAAGUGCUGUGGCUUUGUCUGUUUCCUGUUUCAGCAAGGCUGCUGUGCAAAAAGAAAGACAGUACCAGGAAGGGAAAUGCUCAGGGGGCCCCGAGCCAUGGAUUGAGAUCUUGCCCCUUUGGAGACCACAGCCGAGACCUGCCCAGGAGCUGGGAUUCUUUCCUGAGCUGCUGGGGUUGGAGCCUGGGACCUCAGACCCGGGCAGCUAUUCCAGGAACUGGAAGCCAAGCAACAACAGGUGCUCGGGAGGUCAUCAUGAUCGGCCCAGACCCCAGGCCUGCCCCUGGCUUGGCCCGGUGGGCUGAGAGCUACGAGGCUAAGAGCGAGCGCCGGCAGGAGACCCGUGAGAGCCGCCGCUGCCGCCCCAACGUGACCACUUGCCGCCUGGCGGGGAAGGCCCCGAGGACCCAGCAAAGGGAACAGCUCCGGAGAGCGCGCCAGCAGCAGUUUUUCAGACGGAGGAACCUGGAGGUGGAGGAGAAAGGCGAAGCAAAGAGCCCGCCGGCCAGGGAGCCAGGCCCCUCCAGGAUAGGCCAGGCCACUGACCUCAAGGAGCCCUUGUCUUGGGCCAACAGGAUCUCUUCCCCCAGACAGCAGGUGUCAGGGACCAGUUCUGAGGUCUUUGCAACCCAACACCAUCCUCCUUCAGGCGCCUGGAGGGAUCCAGCUGGCCACCGCCCCACCCAGGCUAGUGGCCUUCCACCACAGGCCUCUCCCAUCAAGAAGGCACCCAAACACCACCGUGGCACUCAGACAAAGGCAGGAGAAACACAGUCAACAAUCAAGAAUGAUGCCAGUCAGCAAACCAAUUAUGGAGUUGCAGUUCUAGAUAAGGAAAUCAUCCAGCUUUCUGAGUACCUCAAAGAGGCCCUACAAAGGGAGCUGAUUCUAAAACAGAAAAUGGUGAUUCUCCAAGACCUACUGUCUACCUUGAUUCAGGCCUCUGACAGCACUUGGAAGGGCCAGCUUAAUGAAGACAAAUUAAAGGGCAAACUGAGAUCCUUAGAAAACCAACUGUAUGCCUGUACCCAGAAAUACUCCCCUUGGGGAAUGAAAAAGGUGCUAUUAGAGAUGGAAGACCAGAAAAACAGCUAUGAGCAGAAGGCCAAGGAAUCACUGCAGAAGGUGCUGGAGGAGAAAAUAAGUGCAGAACAGCAACUGCAGAGCACACAGCGGUCCCUAGCUCUAGCCGAGCAGAAGUGUGAACAGUGGAAGAGCCAGUAUGAGGCUCUGAAGGAGGACUGGAAGACCCUGGGCACUCAGCACAGAGAGCUGGAGAGCCAGCUCCAUGUGCUUCAGUCCAAACUGCAGGGAGCAGACAGCAGAGACUCACAGAUGAACCAGGCCCUGCGACUUCUGGAGAACGAGCACCAAGAGCUGCAGGCCAGGAUUGAAUGCCUGCAGGAGGACAGAGACCUGUGCAGCUCGGACACCCAGCACCUACAAGAUCAACUAAAGAGGUCAGAGGAGGAGAAACUCGCCCUGGUGACCAAAGUACAGCAGCUGCAGAGUCUGCUUCAGAAUCAAUCCUUACAGCUUCAAAAACAGGAGAAACUCUUAACAAAGAAAGAUCAGGCUUUGCCUGUGAGGAGCCCAAAGCCCUCCCAUAACGAAGUGGAGCCAGAAGGUCCAGGGAAGGAGCAAGACUUGGAUUUCAGAGACGAGCUCCAGAAGAAAACGCUGCAGCUUCUGGCCAAGGAAAAGGAGUGCAGAGAACUGCAUUCGGAACUAGACAACCUCAGUGACGAGUACCUCUCCUGCCUGCGUAAGCUGCAGCACUGUCGAGAAGAGCUCAGUCAGAGCCGACAGCCGCCCCCCAGAAGACAAUGCGGCCAAUGGCUCCUGAUGCUGAUGGCGCUGAUUGCUAUAGCAGUGGCAGUGAUGCUGGCCAAUAAGGACAGCUUGAUGCUCUAACUGGUGACAGCUGCCCUGGGUGAAAAUCAGGAACAAAGAACUCAAAAAAAAAAAAAAAAAAAAAAAAAAAAACCCAAAGAACUCAGGUUUGGGUACUUUAAGGUCUGGGUUUUCCCAACACAACUAAGAUUUUUGACUAUUUUUUUAACCUGCUGUAAAAAUAAACAAAUAAAUUUCACCU